This is a messenger RNA of Nerophis lumbriciformis (worm pipefish), 4536 nucleotides long. It is a transcript of the gene slc13a3, whose product is annotated as solute carrier family 13 member 3. Gene Ontology annotation, biological process: citrate transport; succinate transmembrane transport. Gene Ontology annotation, molecular function: sodium:dicarboxylate symporter activity; succinate transmembrane transporter activity; citrate transmembrane transporter activity. Lineage: Eukaryota; Metazoa; Chordata; Actinopteri; Syngnathiformes; Syngnathidae. Gene Ontology annotation, cellular component: plasma membrane. The record is from RefSeq and is a predicted model, not a curated record.
UCAGUUUGGAGCUCUUUCCCCUCGCGAGUGCAAACCAACGUGCGGAGAUGAAAGUAUCUGUGCUUUCCAAGAAGCUGUGGUGUGUUCACAAACCGCUGGUGCUUCUAAUCACGCCGCUGCUUUUUUCACCACUACUUGUGACCCUGCCAGAGAAGGAGGGCAGAUGUCUUUACGUGGUGGUGCUCAUGGCCAUGUUUUGGUGCUCAGAGGCCCUUCCUCUGGCCGUCACUGCAAUGCUGCCCGUCUGCCUCUUUCCAACGCUCGGGAUCGUUCCGUCCAAAAAACUGUGUCCCCAGUACUUUUUGGAAACCAACUUUCUCUUCUUAAGCGGCCUGGUGAUGGCGUCGUCCAUUGAAGAGUGGGGCCUCCACCGCAGAAUAGCACUGAAAGUACUCACCAUCGUAGGAGUGAAACCAGCUUGGUUGAUAUUGGGCAUGAUGACGACCUCCUCCUUCUUGUCCAUGUGGCUCAGCAACACAGCCACGACGGCCAUGAUGCUCCCUAUUGCCAACGCCAUUCUGGAGAGUUUGUUUGGUGAUCUGGAGAGCCUCAAGAAAAAAUGCAAGUCGACGGAGGAUCGAGACAGUGACGUUAUCAACGGUCAGUCCACCAAGAUGCAUUCACUGCCUUCAGUGGCUUCAGAGAAACAAAUGUUAUCACUCGAUGGGACUGAUAGUCUCUCUAAAAGUGUGGACGAGAGCGAACAAAGUGAAAUGAAAAAAGCGGAGGACAUCCGGUCUGAGUCAGAGUAUCAGAUGAAAGUGUGGAAAGGCUUCCUUAUCUGUAUUCCCUACGCUGCCAGUAUCGGCGGAACUGCCACGCUGACAGGAACUGCUCCCAACCUCAUCCUGAUUGGACAGCUCAAAAGCUACUUUCCAGACUGUGAUGCCAUCAAUUUUGGCUCUUGGUUUGCUUUUGCCUUCCCGGUCAUGUUCGUCUUCUUGGUGUUGGGAUGGGUAUGGAUCGCGUUCCUCUACGGAGGAUUGAACACAAGAUUAUGUUUUAACAAACACGACCAAAGAGCGGAGGCAGAGGCCAGAGCCAAGGCUCUCAUUGAGGAAGAUUACAGAAAACUAGGGCCCUUAAAUUUUGCAGAGGGAGCCAUCUCUUUUUUAUUUGUCUUGUUUGCUGUUCUCUUGUUCACAAGAGACCCCAAGUUUGUCACAGGCUGGUCUGUAUGUUUUAAGAAGGGCUACGUCUCGGACGCAGUUACUGGGGUGAUCAUCGUGUCCAUAUUGUUUUUCUUUCCCUCGCAGAAACCCUCUCUGAGCUGGUGGUUUGACCCAAAAGCUUCAAAUAUUCCUUAUGUGCCUCUUCUGUCAUGGAAAAAAGCCCAGGACUCUGUUCCUUGGAAUAUAAUUUUGUUGCUUGGAGGUGGUUUCGCCAUGGCUCAAGCAUGUGAGGAAUCUGGACUUGCCUCCUGGAUCGGAGGCCACCUCCAGCCUUUGGCUAGGCUCCCGCCUGCUGUUGCCAUGAUGUUGAUCACAGCCUUUGUGGCCUGUUUCACCGAGUUUGCCAGCAACACUGCCACCAUCAUUAUAUUUCUACCUGUCAUUGCCGAGCUGGCGUUUCAUGUCUCCGUGAACCCGCUGUACUUCAUGAUCCCAGCAACAAUUGGAAGUUCAUAUGCGUUCAUGCUGCCUGUGUCUACUCCACCCAACUCCAUCGCCUUUGCCUCUGGACACCUGAUGGUCAAAGACAUGGUCAAAACUGGUUUUGUUAUGAACAUCCUGGGUCUCCUCUCAAUCAGUCUAGCCAUAAACACAUGGGGUCUCGCCAUGUUUAACUUGAAUACCUACCCUGAUUGGGCUCGCCCUCUCAACCAGUCUGCUUCUUUCGCUGAAGUGCACUUGCCUGAUGUGCAUAUAACAAAUAUGACUCUCUGAUCACUCAAAAUACUAAGCAGUGACAAAAAUGUGACAAAACAAUUCAGCUGUUACCCUUUAAAUAGUUAAUUUUCACAAUGUGUCAUAGGUCAACAUUUUUGCUGACAACUCCAAGAUGAAAGCUGCAGUUUGACCGAGCAUUUCAGCGUUUGGCUAUACAUAUCUGUAGAGGGCAGCAAUGAGGGUGAUCCCUUGCCGGCAGUUAAAAAGAUAAAUCGAGAGUUAUGACGUCCACUUGGCGCUAUAGUUCAACUCAUUGGCGCCAAUUUGCCAACUACUUCAGUUUGCAUUUCUGCUGUGGUGACUCCAAUCCUACCCUUAAAUGUGUUUUCAAUUCAAAAUAAUGUCACUUAUUUAUUGAAUCCAUCCAUUCCGAUCUACAUUCUGUUACUGCAGUUAUCAUAAAAGCAUGGGCGUGCAGUCAAGGUAGGCAGGUGAGGCAGAACCAUACUUGUUUUGAUGAAAAAAAUAAAAAUAAAUAAGAAUAAUUUAGAAAAUCAAUAUUAAUACAUUUGAUUAAACUGUUAGAAAUGUGUUCUCAAUAUGACUACAAUCAAGAUGUUUUUAUUUUACAUUUUUUCCAAUAAGAAUCCCUAUUUUUUCACAUUUCCCGGUCAUGUGACUACAGGAAACUAAAAUUAGGCUGCCGCAUUUUACCUUCUUUUUGUUACCAAUUUUUGUGCAGUGCACUCAGGACAGGCAGUGCCAAGUAUUAAUUUUCAAAUUUUGUGCAUAAGCGGUUAUUUGCUGUCUGCAUUAGUGCACAAGUAAGUCAGCCCAAGGGUGUGGCUGGUUUUGUCGCCAAAAUAUAACAUUUCUCGACACAUUUUUACACCAUGACUUUCUAAUACUGUAGAAUCUACAGCCUGUGUAAUGUAUUCAAUCUAAGUGUGACAUCAUUAUUCUCGCUAGUCGGACUUUAAAUAGAAAAAAAUCAUAGUGAUAGGUACAAUAGUACUUUAAGGGCCUGAUAUGAUAUACAUUACUGAGAUCCAAAUACCACACGGUAAACAGCGUGUGCAAUCUAUAAAAUAGAGUGGGUGUAUUACGUGUGAUCUACUAACACUGCGUGUGCAUUUGAAAAGUGGUGCAGACCGCCUUAUUUAAAUGAGGAUUUUGCAUGUAUUAUAUGGGGCAUCAUUUACUGCACAUCCAUGUUUUCAUGCACCUAAACUUGUGCCGUUUUGCUAUGUUUUCAAACAUGCAUUAGACCUGUACCACUUUUUAUGGGCAUUUUUAGAGCAGUCGUAAAGUACAUCAAAAUUGACAAUGUUUUUUUUUGGGGGGGGGGUUUACCGCUGGAGGUGCGUACUUUGCUUAAAAUGCAAAAAUGCAUAUUUCCAGAAUUUUUUUUCAUAUAAGCAAUAUUUUAUUUAAUAUACAAUCAUGUGAAAAAAACGAACGUAAUUAAAAAAAGCACUAGAGGACACCAAAAUGCAUCAAUUGAAUGUUUUAAUCAACCCUUUAAGAUCUCUUGCAGCUAUGUAAUUAUAAAAUAAUGUUGCCAAAAUGAUAACGAUAUGUCUAAUAUUUUUUCUUUCUUACCGUCCAAAAUGUUAACACACACGUAUGACGGAGGAUUCUCGUCUGUUUAUCGUCUGUCUGUGCAGCGUGAGCACCGAUCCUGCAGCCAUGUUUGGAACUGUCAGUUUGCACGUCCUUCUGACACGUGCUAAAUAAAAUACAAAAUAGUGCUUUCAAAAGGGUGAUAAGUGCUAAUAAAUCUAUAUUUACAUAAUUUCCUCCCAAUAUUGUGGGCGUUUUGAUGAUUAACACAUAUUUUGCAUAUUAAUAAAAACGGAGAUGCAAAAUAGAUUGCACGCCUUAUUCAGACACAAUCCACUUUGCACACAUUUAGUAGAUCAGCUUUGCGUGUGUUAUCAAGUUUGCACAUGUUUUAGAACACGCAAACCUUUGGUAAAUCAAGCCACACACACUGAGUCUGUAUGAAUUGUGGUGGCGUACGUGAGCUAGCAGGCACUUGUUGCUACCAUGCCAUCUUUUUCUAUUUCCUAAGAUGAAGCUAGUGACUUGUGUUUAAAAAGCUUUGUUCAGAAAAACAAACUACAAUAAAUAUGUGUUCAUGUUCCACUGAAUGAAUGAGACUACCAAGAUGGAGGGUUGUGUAUAUAUAAGCUCAAAAAGGUCUGUAAACUGAACUUUUAGAUACAAAUGCAAAGUGAUCAGACUUUUACAAUCAAAGUAUGUGUAUAAGAACUUUUCCUGGAAGAGGAGAGGUGCAUGUGCUUCACUUACAACCAAAAGUUAGAUGGUUUCUAAUUUUAUGAAAAUAAAUAAAUGUGACUGACUAAGAAGAAUGUUUCUCCUUUUUCUUGUUAUCGUCUUGAUGAGCACACUGUACUAGUAUUGAUGAUAGCAUAUGAAAUGAAACAUUUUGAAAAUGCAUUACCUGCCUUGAACCUCAGCGCACGUCACUGCAUGCAACUUAAAUGGAACAGCCUGUCCUAACAUAUCAGUGCCCUCCAAAGUCAUGUUGAGACAUAAGACGAAGUGAGGACACUCAUGUAAAGUCUUUAAAAGGUAUGUCUGGUGUGUUAUAAAUUGUCUGAGUUCUCUUGGCUGACAGCAAUGGUUAACCAGCACAAGGCUGCUGUGGUUAUUCAGUGUUAGGUCUAUGGAAAGGGUCCUA